AUGAACCCCGCAAAGCAGGACUUCUUCCUCGAGAACCACGUUUUCAAAAGGAUGGAAAUUGAGACAGCCAGCGCAUGUGAAGUAAACUGCUUCAUGGAAGCUGACUGUGUUUCCUACAAUCUAAAACCGCAACAAAAUGGAACAAUUUUGUGUGAAUUGAGUGAUUCGGAUCACGCAAACAAUCAGCAGGAUCUAAGAUACAAAGAAGGGACUGUUUAUAAAUCAUUUAAGGUGAGUUGAAUUAUUCUCAUAUAUUUUGAAUGCAUGAAAAGAGAAAACCAAAACAAAACAAAACAAAAGAAAGAUUUGAAAUUCUUCAUGUUCACUUUCACUUUCACUUUCCAUGUUGACGGUCCGGGGAAGGAAACCAUAAGCUCAAAGGAUGGAUGGAUACAUGAACGCAUGUAUGCGUAAAUGCAUGCAUGCAUUCACAAAUGUCUGAAUUGAUGGAUGUAUGCGUGCACUUGAAAUUAAUUAAUAAAUAAAUGAGUGUAUCAGUAUGGAUGAAUUGGCUGGAAGAAGGGAGGAAACAGGGUACCAGAGCGAAAGAAUCUAUUAAUAAUUUUAUAUCUUCGCAGAACCGCUGUUCCAGUAUGCUUUGUCCAUCACCAAGGCGAUGCCAAACUGGCUUCACUCGGAAGGGUUAUCGUUGUGUUUGCGCGAAUGGACUACUGGGAGAAAACUGCACUGAAGGUAUGUUGAGUAACGAAGAGCUUUUUAAGGUAUCAGGAGGAUAAUGGAGGUUUGAGGGAGACAGCUUUGCCACAUGAUUAUGUAAGGGAUCUUAAAUGGCUUUUGUGGUCUUAAAUUUCUGGGAUGGACAAAGAAUUCUUACAGAGGACCUCUCUUGGCCUCUUGCCCAUAAUAAUCGACUGGUAAUAGGUCUGACGCUCGGAAUUUAGUGAAAUGCGUCUCUCGUUUAGCAGCACAUAAAGUUGUUUUGUUACAACUUCUUUUAUUUCAUGAAGGUUUGUACAAGAAAAAAUGAUUCGUAAUGAUUGGUGUGGCUGAAAAUUUUGCUAUCCUUUACUUUAUUUAUGUAACUGUCAUUAGUAUCUAAACCUAAUUUUCACUAAUUAGUCCUACAUGGCUUUGACCAGAAGCCUUCUUCGCUCCCCUCAUGAUCUCUUGUGCAUGCAUGUCACAAUGUCCGGAAGUACUUUACUGGUCGAGCUUUGUGUGAACAUUGACAUUGUCAUUGACAUGACUCAUGCAGCGUUUUUUUUUGUGUGCAAAAUUUAAGGUGAUUCCUCAGAAAAAAAGUUAACACAACUUUUUUUAAAAUUUCUUUUUAAAUACUCCUUACCAUUGUCUGUUUCAAGAACUACAUGAAAAAGAUAGGUCACCCUGCUUGUUUAAGAGACACGAUAGGAAAAACAUACCCGAUUUAUGCUAGCACUGGUCAUGCACGGCAUUUCAUCGGUUCAAGGUGCAUUUCGUAGUGCCUAAAAGCAAGGUUAUUUUUAAAGUAACACUUGGAAAAAAGGCCUGAUAGGUAGAAAGUCUCUCGAGCGCAUGGAAAAGUUUGAUACAUAGUCUGAGGAAAAAAACACGCAGUUUUAAACAACAUCGACUAAAAACGUUCCUUGAGUCAGUUUUUUUCAUGGUCAUGAUUUGCAUCACCGAGUAACGGGCUUAGUGCAUGGUUUAAGCUAUAUUUUUUCCUUUUAUGAAUUUUUUAAAAUUUUUCCAAUUUAAAUGGGAUAAUAUUCUCCCGAUUACGUGAUAUUUAUGUUCAGUACAGGAUGCGCAGUUCAAUACUGAGGAAUCACCUUAAAUCAAUUAGAAGGGAGGGAGGGAGGGAGCCGGGGAACCUGCAAAACACGAGUUUCUUUGAUGGGAUAAAUUCACGAGGAGGACCCUUUGCAACCUCAUGUUUACGCCAGACCUGUUGGUGAAGAUAGUCUUUAAAUAAGUCGAUUGGCAACUGGAGUUUACUGUUUAAUUAUUUCUACCUUGGGAUGGCGUUUUUUAUCAACUCUCUUAUAAAAUGAGAUGUGGCCAUAAUCGAUGCCUUAAUGUGAUUAUUUACGUUAUUCCUAUGGGUUAAUAUCAUUUUGGUAUUCUAGGACCGCCUUUGGUGCGAGUUCCCGACAUAAUUGAAACUGUGGAGGGUAGGAAUGUUACUGUAAUGUGCAACGUGACAGCUAAUCCUAAACCAGACAGGAUCAUAUGGAAAAGGUCUGAUGGGAUUCUUUCCAGCGCGAGGACUAUUGUUAGUGAAGGAAAUCUCACCAUACUGAAUAUCACUACAAAAGACAACGGCUCCUACGUAUGUACUGCGACAAACCCCAGGGGUACCAAAUCAUCGUCAGUUCUCCUUCGUGUCUAUUCAGCUCUUAAAUAUGUCAUCAAGCCUCCGUCCAAUGUGACAGUGAUGGCGAAUGAAGCUGUCAUUCUGCGUUGUUCUGCUUCAAGCGACCUGAAGCCAACUAUCCUAUGGAUGUAUAAUGAAACUUUUUCCUUACCUUCAGGGGCGUCUGUUGACUCCUUGAAUGCUUUGAUCAUUUCAUCUGCUAACAUAUCUCAUUCUGGUACCUACACUUGCAAUGCCACUGAUGCAUUCAGCUCAAUUCAAACAAGUGUCACUGUUCAUGUCAAAUACCCUGAAACAUGCUCCAAAGUAAAAGCAAACAUCAGCGACGUCAGUGGUGAUUACCUUAUCGAUCCUGACGGUGACCUUGGCGAGGAUCCAUUUCCUGUUUACUGUAACAUGACUGACAAAGGAGGCGUUGGAGUGACAGUCGUCAGUCACAACAGUGAAAAUAGAACGCAGGUGAUAGGAUACAACAGGCGUGGUGAAUAUUCCCUUGAUGUUCAUUACAGAUCUGCCAGCAUAUCUCAGUUAAAAGCUCUGACGGAAGCCUCUGAUAACUGUCAACAGUUCAUCAAAUACGAGUGUUUCCACGCCAGAUUAAAUAAAGGUGGAUUUUCAUGGUGGGUUUCACGUGACGGCCAGAACAUGACAUACUGGGGUGGAACAGACUUAAAAACUGAUGGCUGCGCAUGUGGUAUAACUGGAUCGUGCGCCGAUAACCGAUUGAAGUGUAACUGUGAUAAAAAUGAUGAAAAGUGGCGGGAAGACAGCGGUUUCCUUACCAUCAAGUCCCACCUUCCCGUCAAACAGCUAAGAUUUGGUGACACGGGAGAUGCAGAUCUCAAAGAAGAAGGAUACCACACAUUAGGAAAACUAGAGUGCUAUGGUAUGACCUAA
Pocillopora meandrina is the source of this 3214-nucleotide messenger RNA. NCBI's taxonomy places the organism in Eukaryota, Metazoa, Cnidaria, Anthozoa, Scleractinia, Pocilloporidae. The record is from the annotation of a GenBank genome assembly.